UAGGGUUGCAAUUUACAUCUAUUAGUUUUAUCUUCAGUGUAGCAGUGAUGCAAUAUUCUUCUUCUUUAAACUGUCAUCGUCUUAUUCUUACAUUGAAAGACAAGGUGGAGCUGACAUCAUGAUCUUGGUCUUCCUUAGGUGUCUAUGGUGCAUUCUCCUCGCUUGUUAUGAUAGCAAUAAUGAAGAGUUUCAAAGCAUUUGUAAAGUAGGCACUGGACUCACUGAAGCAAUGCUUGAAGAACGUUCUGCCAGUCUCCUUACUAAAGUGAUACCCAAACCUAAGUCAUAUUAUAGGUAUUCUGAUUCAUUGAAUCCAGAUGUAUGGUUUGAUCCCUCAGAGGGUAUCUCUCUCCGCUUUCCAUGUCUAAUUCGUGUUCGGGGAGAUAAACCUCCAGAGCAAGCCAGAUCGUCUGAACAGGUAGCGGAGUUGUAUAAUGCUCAAGCCAUCAACCAUUCAAACAAUCAAAUUGACAACGGAGCCGAUGUCUUCUGAGUAAAGAAAGCAGCAGUCAUGUGAGUAUCUCAAUGUGAAUUUUUAAAGUUUAGGCCGAUAGAGUUUAAGCGUUACAUGAUGGAUUGCCGUUCUUGGGUGCUUUCACCCAUAGUCUGGUGCCAGAGGCUACAUAUAGAGGAGUCAAAACAUUGAGAAUUUUAUAUUGGGCUGCUCAUCAUUUAGGAUUUAAUUGUUUGUUACGAAACUCUCGAGUUCAUAUUGUGUGCAAACAUUGUUAACUCCGCCCAAUGAUGCGGUUGGGCCCACACUUACAUCAACGACCAGGAGUCAUUCUUGCACGCCUUGGCGACUGUCCCUAGCAUAUUUCUUUCAUAAUAGCAUAGGCACAGCUGUGUUGUGUGCUUGUCUACAUCCAUUUCAACACAUUGCGCCUAAAAAUACGAUUCCGCCAUGUUACUUGAGUACAUGGCUGCAUCAAAUCUUCAAACCCCCAAAAGAAGGGUAAUGUAAUGUAUAGAAUGGUCUAGAAGUCCUAGUUCUAAGAUGUAAUGAUAACAAAGGAGAAGAAGGGGAUGUGACAGAGAUGCUUCCAGUUUGAAGGGAUGGGAUUAGGAUUAAGAUUAGGGAGGUCUUGUCUUAAUCCUUUGAACCAUGAGCUGUUGGUCAAGAGGGUCAUUCUCAAACCAGUGAAUCUUCGAUUCCUUUAGCCUCUGCCGUGUUGAACAAGCAAUGAUUUUAGUCAGCCACCGCUUCAGGAUUUGGAUUGUUUUUCCUUUUGGUCCAAAUAUUCUAACUAGUUAUGGGUUUUUCACAUUUGCCUCCAGAAACUUUAACGUAUUUUGAGUUAUUAGUAGGGUUGGGCACGGUUCGGGCUGGCCGGUGAAAGUUUCAAGUCCCUUCAACUUCAGUACCAAUCUCCGGUGAAGAUUUCAAGUGCAUUAUCGAUGUGGAAUUGUUUGGUCCUUAAGUCUUCUCUGUUACUCAAAAUGUUAGCUUUUUCAACUUUUGUUAUAAGUGUGGUUGAUUGUCGACUGUUGAUACACGUUGUUAGUUUUUAUUUGUUAAAUGUGUACAAUCAAAAGAAAAUUUGAAACAGUCGCAUAAUUAUUGUUAUGUAUGUAUUAUUAUUGGUGGAUUUGAAAAGCCCAUGGAGUUACGUUUUCAAUUUGGAGGAUGACUCGAACGAUGGGCAAUAAAAUUGCAAUCACUCUGG
Molecule: messenger RNA, 1667 nt
Organism: Pyrus x bretschneideri (Chinese white pear)
Lineage: Eukaryota; Viridiplantae; Streptophyta; Magnoliopsida; Rosales; Rosaceae
Product: DNA ligase 1-like
Exons: 5
Coding region: 119-493 (124 amino acids)
Biological process (GO): DNA repair; DNA recombination; lagging strand elongation
Cellular component (GO): mitochondrion; nucleus
Molecular function (GO): DNA ligase (ATP) activity
Source: RefSeq, a predicted model, not a curated record